AUGAGUCCAUUCAAGAUAAUCAUCGUGGGCGGAGGAAUAGCCGGCCUGGCUGCCGCGAUCGCGCUACGGGAUGAUGAACGCGAUAUAACUGUCCUGGAACAAUCGUCCAUAAGCCAAGAAAUCGGAGCAUUAAUCUCACUACAGCCGAAUGCCUCCAAGAUCGUCGAAGACCAAUGGGGACUUGGAUCACGUCUCCGCGAGCAGGGCUCCAUGAUUGACGAAGCCUUCGAAAUCUACAAUAUCAAGGGUGAACUGCAAUCGCAGAUUCUCCUCUCAGCCGUUUCAUCCAAAUACGGCGCCGACAGAGUCUGCUAUCAUCGGGCCGAUCUGCACCAGGCGCUGAGAGAGAGGGCAACAUCGCCUGACUACCCCGGUCGGCCGGUGGAGUUACGACUCUCGAGUAGAGUACUAGACUGUGAUUGUGAGAACGGCACGCUCCGCAAGGCCGUGCUGGGCGAGGAUAUGGAGGCUCGUCCAACGGGUCUAUCGGCGUACCGAAUGAUGAUUCCGACCGAUGAGCUUGUCAAGGAAACGGACUUUAUGCAGGUUAUUGACCCUCGGAAAUGUCGUACGGCCAUGGUCAUAGGCCAAGACCGUCGGCUCGUCAUGGGCCCAGCACGAAAUGGCUCUGUCUAUGGUGUGGUAGCUCUCGUUCCUGACGAGAGAAUGAAUGAGUCUUCCAAGGACACGAGCUGGACAACAAAAGGCGACCGCGGUAAAAUGCUGGAUACGUUUUCUAAUUUUCCGACGUGGGCCCAGAGACCGCUUCUAUCUGCCAAGGAGGUUGGUCUAUGGCAGCUGCGCGACCUGGAUCCCUUGUCCACCUGGUGCCGCGGCCGUGUGCUGUUGAUAGGUGAUGCUGCACAUGCGAUGCUUCCGACUCAGGGACAGGGCGCAGGUCAAGCUGUUGAGGAUGCCGAAGCUCUUGGUGCAUUUUAUAAGGACUUUGAGAAGAGACACCCCGAUCGGUCCUUGAGCGACGUGCGCAAGACCAACGAGGAUAUCUUUAACUGCCGGUAUGAGAGGCUACCACGAUACAAAUGUAUAGUCGCCAAGCAGCGAAGCCGGGUACAGAUUCGACCGAAAACCGAGUGA
Messenger RNA from Aspergillus nomiae NRRL 13137, 1095 nucleotides. RefSeq names its product zeaxanthin epoxidase. The coding region runs from base 1 to 1095 and encodes 364 amino acids. The record is from RefSeq and is a predicted model, not a curated record. Gene Ontology annotation, molecular function: monooxygenase activity; FAD binding. The transcript is spliced from 3 exons. NCBI's taxonomy places the organism in Eukaryota, Fungi, Ascomycota, Eurotiomycetes, Eurotiales, Aspergillaceae.